AAAAAAAGCUGUUCUUUCCCAGCUCUUGUCCUCUUGUAUGGAGAGCGGAGCUCUGAGGUGGACGGACAGGAGUCACAGACCGGGUCGGAAUCCGCAUCAGAAGGAGCCACAAUAAGUUGUAAAUCUCAAGCUGGAACCCGAUCUUUAUGAGACCUGGUAGCCUUCUUGUAUUGGACUUUAAGAUACUGGAUGUUUCAAAUUGUUUAUUUAUUUAGGGAGUAAUGCUUUAUAACUUGUAGGGCAAGAUUCAUCAACACUUUGUCAUCGGACAAAGGAUAUCAACAACGAUCAGUCAGCUGGAUUAAUUGAGUAUAUAUUGAUAGGAAACUGGCUUUUUUGCAUGUUUAACUCAUGCAUUUUGUAUUUAAUCGGCUGAUUUCAGCUGUAUGAGUCGCUCUUUGCUCCUUUGUUAUUAUAUUACAAGGGUAGACAUAUUUAAUAGAAAACCUGCGGCAGCGGCUUGCUAAUAUAAUUUUGCAGAGUAUUAAUCUGUGUGCUUAGCUCUCAGCACACCACGUCUCCCCUUGCACUUCCUUUUAUUUGGUUUUUUUCUGGAAAAUGAUGCGAAUGCCUAAAGGCGUCUCUCCGGCAUCGGGUCGGGCAGCAGCGGGGCUUCCUUGCUCUCAACAGAAGAUGAAGGUUUUGUCCACCGGAGCGGUAAAAACCGAGUUCUUCAGCACCGGACUGUCCAGCCCUCCGAUGAGCACGGUACCGGUCGGGUAUUUCACCCAGAUCUGCAACACAGCCGCGGCCGAACAAAGAGCCAACAGCCUGUAUUCAACCCCCCACGGACCAGAGGCUAAACCCAUCAGAUCAUCCUCUGGGCGACUGCCGGCCAAAAGGAAGCUGGACCUAGAGGACCCUCUUUACCUCCCAGACUUCCGCACACCAAAAGGCAAAAGCAGCAUUGCAGCAAGGAUACCAAGUCCAAGGACUCCAAAGUCUCCAGGUGAGCGGACGAGGUAUGACACUUCCUUGGGCCUGCUCACCAAGAAAUUUGUGGGCCUGAUUGCCGAGUCUCCUGAUGGAGUUCUUGACCUAAAUUGGGCCACUGAGGUUCUGGAGGUCCAAAAAAGACGCAUCUAUGACAUCACCAACGUCCUGGAGGGAGUCCAGCUAAUCCGAAAGAAGUCCAAGAACAACAUUCAGUGGUUGGUAGGAGAUGUGUUCGAGGGUGGCGCAGGUGGAGGAGAGAAGGCACGCGCCCUCAGGAAAGAGCUUGGAGAUCUGGAGAAGGCAGAGAGAUCUCUGGAUGAACUGAUCCACUCCAGCACCACACAGCUCAAACAGCUCACUGAAUAUAAAGACAAUCAGAGGUUGGGCUACGUGACAUACCAAGACAUCCGAUCCAUUGGCAGUCUCCGAGACCAGACAGUCAUUGCUGUCAAGGCUCCUGCUGAGACCAAGCUGGAGGUGCCAGACACGGCAGGGCAAGGGUCAUUACAGAUCUAUCUGAAGAGUAAGAAUGGCCCCAUUGAAGUCUACCUGUGUCCAGAGGAGGGUCUUGAAGAUGCCAGUCCCGUUAAAAGUGUUGUCACACCUAAAAAGGAGUUCCCUCAACCCCUCUGCCCUCCAACUGUAGCCCCAAUGGCACCACCAAGCUAUAGCAUCAAAGAGGAGCCUGCUGAAUCCAACCUGUCUGCAGCAGCUCCAGUCACCUCCUCCGUUGCAGCGUCCAGUUCCUCUCUGCUGGAUGUCGAGGGUCUGUUGGGUUUGCCCCCCAGCCUGCUCCAGAUGACCGAGGACCAACUCCCUGGCACCUCCUUCACCGCAGACCCCAACACCCCAUUUGUCAGUUUCUCUCCACCCUUAGACCACGACGAUUACCUCUGGAGCCUGGAGGACAGCGAGGGAGUGUCAGAUUUCUUCGAUACUUACGAUCUUGGAGAUCUGUUGAAGAGCUGAGGUAUAGAUGAAGGAGGGGAAAGGAAAUUUAGGGAGGAGGGAGGGGGGUAUUUAACUGAAUGCCUUCUCGGGGUAGGAAAUAUUACACUAUGAAGCCAUCACUCUUUGUUUUUGCCAUGCCUGUUUUAAUGUUAGUAAUUCCAAAGGAGGAUUUCACCCCCUUGUGUUUAUUUUAAUAAGGUAAAAAAUCAAAUUUGUACAUAUUGAUGUAAAAUUGAAAAAUCUGAGGAUUAAAAUUAUCAAACUGGGAGGGAGGUGUGGGGCUUAGAUUAAUAGUGAUGUGUGUACUCCUCAACCAGUAGGAAACAGUUUAAAAACUGGGGAUUGUUUUGGAGUUUCUGUCACAUUUUCAGCUGCAGAUUUAGCUGAGAUUUUAAAAAAAAAAGCAAUCUCAUACAAAUGCAGGAGUUAUUAUGCAUAUCACAUCACCAGCAAAAAAAAAAAAAGAGAUGCAUUUGGGUAUCGGACUGUGUUUACAGUGUGACAACUCAGGAAUUUUGUCUUCCUUGUUUCCAAAGUCUAAAUGUUUGUGCCACUCUUUGGCCCGUAGGGGGCAGCCUUGUAUUAUGCCAGCUUUAACUGCCAUGCAGCUUCACAGGAUUCAAUCACUGGAUAAGAGUCAGCUAAAGCCAUUAAGAACUGUACACAGGGUGUGUUUUUAAGUGUCCUAGUAUCUUCACCACUGACCAAAUUAAGCUGUGAAGCCCAUCAUUGUAGAUACACAAGUGUUUACAUCUUUACAAUAUAAAUAGUGUGAAGUCUGAGCGUAGUUAUUACGUCAUACAACCGAUUUUGAAGGUGCUCAUGCCUCUCUGUCUGAUCAGGUUUGCUCUCACUUGCCUUAAGCUUUACGUCAGGCCUUGUACCUGUUUGGCGCUGCAUUGCGUGAUGAAACGCGCAGGUUCUGACAGUUGAUUCAGGACUCAGAGUUAAUGACUAAUAAUGGGUGCUUAGUGAACACAUACUGUAUAAUCUCUGACUGAACAAGAGAAUCACUCGCUUUUGUUGGUUUGGCAGCUUUGUUUCGGAUCCAGUUGCUCCUCUUUUGAUGUGAGUGUAAUAUCUGAUUUUAAUUGAUUAUUUUAAAUGAUUGUUGGUUUAGUAAUAUACAAGUACUAUUGUAUUUCUGAGGAAAUAUCCCCAAAAGAAAUUCUAUGCAGCAUCUGUGUUGCAGGUUGGUUAGAAGCGAGGUUAAUUGAUGUAAUUAAUUAGAGGAGUUAUGUUGUUUUCCUCUUGUUCUAAAAUGAAUGAAUAUGUUGAUUAAACAGCAAUAGAAAGAAUAAGGAAUUUAUAUCUUUACUGUUCAGAUUUUAAGCCAAUGAAUGCUUUUUUCCCACAUGUUGUGGUGCAACCCUUUUAAAUGUCAAUGACAUGCACCCGAGGUCAGAGCAGCUGUGACUUUUAUCUGUUUUUUUUAUUGAGGCAUUUUAGACAUUUUGGAAAUUUGAUUUUCAUACUGAUGUAUUUUUGGCUUUCCCUCUACGCUGCAGAGAUAAGCUGUCCUGUCCUAACAAAACUUGAAAACUUGUGUGUUUGUGUGUGUAUUUGACAGCUUGGGAAAUGGGUGUCAUGGUGUGUUUGCGUGUGUGUUGUUUUACAAUGUAGGUUAGUGAAUGUGAAUUCCGAAUUUGUAGUUUUUUCAAUGAGCAUUAUUUUUCUGGUAUUUGUACAUAUAUUGUUUUGUAUUUAUACCUAUUUUUUCAGAUUUGUUUUUGAAAGUUGAUACUGGCCUCCAUACAGAAGGCUUGACUGUUUUUGUAUGACAUGCAGCACUUAAUAUUUUGUAAUAUUGUGUGGUCUGUUUGAAACUAUUAAAUAAAUACUGAAGCCAUGGUUUA
This is a messenger RNA of Thunnus maccoyii (southern bluefin tuna), 3743 nucleotides long. RefSeq names its product E2F transcription factor 2 (gene e2f2). Lineage: Eukaryota; Metazoa; Chordata; Actinopteri; Scombriformes; Scombridae. The coding region runs from base 559 to 1905 and encodes 448 amino acids. Gene Ontology annotation, molecular function: DNA-binding transcription factor activity, RNA polymerase II-specific; protein dimerization activity; RNA polymerase II cis-regulatory region sequence-specific DNA binding. Gene Ontology annotation, biological process: regulation of transcription by RNA polymerase II. The record is from RefSeq and is a predicted model, not a curated record. Gene Ontology annotation, cellular component: RNA polymerase II transcription regulator complex. The transcript has 7 exons.